Messenger RNA from Aplysia californica (California sea hare), 927 nucleotides. Its product is annotated as lectin ADEL. The transcript has 4 exons. The record is from RefSeq and is a predicted model, not a curated record. Bases 42 to 848 code for a protein of 268 amino acids. Lineage: Eukaryota; Metazoa; Mollusca; Gastropoda; Aplysiida; Aplysiidae.
AAAAACUAUGUCGACUCCGGAUGACUGCUUGUUCAAUAUAAAUGGUGAGCAGUUUCAGUUCGACACCAAAGAACAUCUCUGACGCUGCACCAAGUCCCAACAACACACGACAAGACAAGACAAAGAUGUACAACGCUGUAGUUCUCGUCCUUUUCUUCAUCGUGACUACGACAUACGCGUGUUGCGACCCUGAUGUGUGCGAUGUUAUCAGGGUAGAAAGUUGGAGCGACAAGUACGCCAAGAGAGUUCUGGAAGAUGCCUCAUAUGUCCUCAACAUGACGGUCGUAGAUCGACAGUCUGCGGCCCAGUGCAAUCUGGGAGAAUCCUUCGGCUACCAGAAAAACAACCUUUGGGUGGAUCAGGGCUGUCGUGCUGACUUCAAAGUUUGCUACCUCCCAGUGAGAUCGACUGAGUGCCAAAAACUCAGGGUGAACAGUUUGGACUACAAGUACGCCGAAAGCAAAGUUAAUUUUGCAGCACUGUUCCUCAACAUGACCGUUGAAGAUCAGCAGUCUGCGGCCAGUUGCGAUCUGGAUAACAACUUCGGCUUCUACAACCAGAACUCCACAGUUUGGGUGAAUAAUGGGUGCCAGGCUGACUUCAACGUCUGUUAUGUCAGAGGCGCCAUCAGAACCACCACGAUAAACGUGAGCAGCUGGAACUACAAGUACUCUACCCAGAUUCUCAACACUCUCCCCUCCGCCACCUGUAUCUACUCCAUGCAAGUGGCCAACCAACAGUCCGCGGCUCCCUGCACUCUCGGAACCACUUUUGGGUUUAUGGCCAAUACCAUGUGGGUCCGCGAUGGCUGCAGAGCCGACUUCACUGUCAAUUAUUAUAUAGUUUAAGCUUUGUCAAUAAAUGCUGUCAUAAUGUCAUAUUCGAUUGACAGGUUUUCAAUCAAUUAAAUGUUAAUCGGAAACAAAU